Carassius gibelio (silver crucian carp) is the source of this 1259-nucleotide messenger RNA. Its product is annotated as prothymosin alpha-A. The transcript has 5 exons. Bases 146 to 472 code for a protein of 108 amino acids. Gene Ontology annotation, biological process: negative regulation of apoptotic process; positive regulation of transcription by RNA polymerase II. Gene Ontology annotation, molecular function: histone binding. The record is from RefSeq and is a predicted model, not a curated record. NCBI's taxonomy places the organism in Eukaryota, Metazoa, Chordata, Actinopteri, Cypriniformes, Cyprinidae. Gene Ontology annotation, cellular component: nucleus.
CGCCCAGUCUUCUAUAUUAACUGCUCUGCUGCCGCGUGAGCUCGCUACAGACGCUUAAUAGUCUUUUUUUUAUUAUAUACAUCUCGUAUUUCUCUUUUUAUUAUUUUGUUCCGAGACUCCAUUAUAUUCUUAACAUUAAGGGAAAAUGGCUGACACAAAAGUCGAUACCAGCUCGGAAGUCUCCGCCAAGGACCUUAAAGAAAAGAAACAGGUUGAGGAGGCAGAAAACGGAAAGGAUGCCCCUGCUAAUGGAAAAACAGAAAAAGAGGAGAAUGGUGAUGCAGAAAAUGAAGUAGAUGAGGAAGAUGAUGAUGUGGCUGAAGAAGAAGACGAGGAAGAUGAUGGAGAAGGUGAUGAUGAUGAAGAUGAUGAGGCUGAGGGUGGCACAGGAAAACGAGCAGCUGAGGAUGAUGAUGACGAUGAUGAUGAUGAUGAGGAUGUUGUUGAAACCAAGAAGCAAAAGACUGUGUAAGAAGCUACUUUGUUGGAAGUCUUCUCAUCCCUCCUUGUCCACUGGGGGAGCAAAAACAUGGUCAUCAUCAAGUAGAGUCCACCAUCCAUGUACACACACCUAACUGCAGAUUUUGUAGAAACAACCAAGACUUCAAAGCUCUACCUUCUUACAAAAUACUUUAAAAGGAAAAAUUUGUUUGUAUUUUUAUUUACAUUUUAUAUUUUUGUACAUAUUUUUAGGAGGUCAGCCAUUUUUGACCGUGAUCUCUGGUUACCAAACGGUGCUUUGAAGUUGAUGCUUCUCGAUGAAAUAGAUUUUACUUGUGGUUGGACCAUGUCAUGUUAUCUCAAAGGAAACUUGUAAAAACUAAGCAAAAAGGAAAUUAAAAAUUGCAGAAAAACGUACAAAAAAUAAACAAAAAACAAUAAUUAAAAGCAUUCCAGUAACUUUGUGUAUGUACAUCAGUUGUAUCAUACGUAGUUGGAUUGUAUGAGAGGGCAAGGCCAAAAGAAAUUUUUUUUUUUCUUUUCUUUCUUGUCUAUUAAAUUGCUUGAUGUGUGAAAUUUGUUGUGCGACAAUAAACCGAAAAUUUAUUUUGUGAGUUCUUAAUUUUUUUUUCUUUUAUGAUUUUUCAUGAGUUUUUUAAUGUUGGAGCUGUAUAGGCAAGAAUAAUUGAACCAGCAUUAUCUUCAGAUGCAGUUCAUGUUUUUUCAGCAGCCUGUCAAAAGUAAAUGUACAUCAAUGUAAAUUAUUCAGGCCUUUGAGACUCCAAGAUCUGGUAUAAAUUAUAUUGUGUUAAAUAAAA